AUGAUUGACAAGAAGUUUGCAGUACUUUUACUUAUAUUAUUACUCACAUCAAACAUCAAUGCCUCUCCAUAUCUUGGAUUUAGAUUUGGACCAAAUCCAUGGUUAGUACCAAAACCUGUAGAUAAUUAUGGAUAUCAGAAACAAAAUAUUAUCAAUAGUAGAAUACCUUUUGGUUUUAUACAUCCUAAAGUGGUUGUAACAAGGAGUUUAUUAUCAUACCAAUGA
Molecule: messenger RNA, 225 nt
Organism: Strongyloides ratti
Lineage: Eukaryota; Metazoa; Nematoda; Chromadorea; Rhabditida; Strongyloididae
Exons: 1
Coding region: 1-225 (74 amino acids)
Source: RefSeq, a predicted model, not a curated record